UUUGUCUCUCUGUUUGCAUACGUGGCAACUUUCAAGAACUCUCUCUUACUAGUUCUAGCACCAACCUUAGCACAACUGGGUAACACAACACCUGUUUACUUCUUCUAACUUUCCGAGGUUUGCAGAACCCACGAAGCCAAAAAUGAAAAUUUAGAAGCAUUUUCAUAGAAGAAUCAUGAAAGGGUUAGGUCCUCAUGCUCCUUUGGUUUCAAGGGGAAAGCCUCCUCCUUCGUUGGCAGUGGUGGAUGCGUUGCCAUUCUCUUCUUCUAUCUCUAGAACCCCCAUCCUAUACCCAUCAAGAUGCAGAAAGAAAUCCAGGUUGAGCUGGGCCCAAGGCACAAUUCGAGCCCAAGCAUCCAAUAUUAGUGGUGUUGAACCUGGAGAUUAUGGAAGCAAUAAUGAGAAAGAUGGCCAGAAUGUCUUUGAAAGACAUGCUAUUGACGAUAGUUCUUCUAAAGUUGUUAAACCUCCUAAUCAGAUCCCAUAUCCUCUCUCUGUAGCUUUUGUGUUGUUUGGAUGCACUCUCGUGUUUUCACUAAUAGCCUUUGUGAAAGGGGGAUCUUCAUCAGUUCUAGCAGCAAUUGCAAAAUCAGGAUUCACUGCUGCAUUUACAUUAAUAUUUGUUUCUGAGAUUGGAGACAAGACAUUCUUUAUUGCUGCACUCUUGGCAAUGCAAUAUGAGAAGGGAUUGGUCCUAUUGGGAUCAAUGGGUGCUCUUGCUCUCAUGUCAAUACUAUCUGUUGUAAUUGGCCGAAUCUUUCAAUCAGUGCCUGCUCAGUUUCAGACAACCUUGCCAAUUGGAGAAUAUGCAGCAGUAACUCUUCUUUUGUUUUUCGGUCUAAAAUCAAUAAAAGAUGCGUGGGAUCUUCCAUCAGAUGUGGUUAAGAAGGGUGAUAACAGCAGUCCUGAACUUGAUGAAUUUGCUGAAGCAGAGGAGCUUGUGAAAGAGAAGGUGUCGAAACGACUUUCAAAUCCACUUGAGAUUGUUUGGAAAUCAUUCAGCCUUGUAUUUUUUGCUGAAUGGGGAGAUCGCUCUAUGCUCGCAACAAUUGCACUAGGGGCAGCUCAGUCUCCUUGGGGUGUAGCAAGUGGAGCCAUUGCUGGACACCUACUUGCAACAUCUAUUGCUAUUCUUGGAGGAGCAUUCCUGGCUAACUACAUUUCUGAAAAACUGGUUGGCUACUUGGGUGGAGGGCUGUUCCUAAUUUUUGCUGUGGCCACCUUUUUUGGUGUUUUCUGAUUCAUUGCUGCCAAUCCUUCAAUCCUUUUUUUGUGUGCAAUAUAUCACUGAUGGAGCUAAAAGGAUAAUACAUGGACAGAUUGCUGAGAGAACAGAGAAAAAUUUAUUUUAACUUUGUUAAAGAUUUCUUGAGUAGACAUUAGGAGCAUAUUGCUCACAUGGUUAGGGAAUAAGAAGCAUGAAAUCUGCUGUAAGAGUAUGAAGAGAAACAUGGGUAAUUCUUUCUAGAGAAUAGUUUUUUUACGGUGUGCUUAUUUGUAGUAUUAAACAAACUACAUCUAUAAGAUUCAAGAAACUUGUAAUGUAAUGUAAGCUUGUUUACUGAAUAUUUAUGAGUUUUCACUUGUUAGGAUAUUAAGGAUGUGUUGGUUUCAA
Cajanus cajan (pigeon pea) is the source of this 1615-nucleotide messenger RNA. RefSeq names its product protein PAM71-homolog, chloroplastic. Gene Ontology annotation, cellular component: Golgi apparatus; chloroplast. Gene Ontology annotation, molecular function: calcium ion transmembrane transporter activity; manganese ion transmembrane transporter activity. Lineage: Eukaryota; Viridiplantae; Streptophyta; Magnoliopsida; Fabales; Fabaceae. Gene Ontology annotation, biological process: calcium ion transmembrane transport; Golgi calcium ion homeostasis; Golgi calcium ion transport. The record is from RefSeq and is a predicted model, not a curated record.